UAAAUAAAAUAUCUAAAAUGUCACGGAUUUGAAUCCACGCUCAUCGGUUGGAUAUAUCUCGCACAGUUGAAAUGUGGCGGAUUUGAAUCUACACUCAUCUGUUGUAUAUAUCUUGCAAAGUCGCAACUUAACUGAUAUAACCGGAAUUAUUGACACAAUUUCAUACUAUUUAAAUUUCGUAAUUAGUAUUGUUCUAAGUUUUUCUUUCUUUUAAUUUGUGUACCUAUCUUUUGUGUAAGUAGUGCUCUAUAACAGAAUAUACCAUCACACCGUUUUCUUUCUUUCUCCCUAAACGAAAAUAAAAACAAACUAACAUUUGAAACGUACUAAUUCGUCGUCAUCAUCAUAAAAAAUAACGCCGUUUCCGUCCACAUAACCUGUUGGUCAUUUGUGUACUGUAAUUUUCGACAUUCACUUGCCGCCGAUCUGCUUGCUUCUAAUUUUACCUCUCUGACGUACGUCUUGCUCAGAAGGAAGAGCUUGUUUUCAGUAUUACUUUGAGGUCAGUUAGGUUUCUGUUUCAGAGUAUUUGAUUUGGGAAAUUGGAAGAGUUGAUGAUUUGUUGCUUGUAGAGUUGUUGUACUUGAUUAUGUGGAUUGCUCUUAAUUGGAACCAUGGUUGUGUGCGUGUCCUUUUUUUGGACUGUUGGGGAUGAAUUGAAGCUUGGUGACUUUGAUUUGUGUUGUUGAAUUAAUUGGUUUUGUACUUUUAACUAAAUUUAGGGUUGAUUAUUUGUGAUGUGGACUAAUAAUUAGGUUCAGAAUUAAGAUUGAGAGUUUUUGAUUGUGAAUUGUGAUCAUGGAAGCUAGAUUGGGUGCUGAGGGUUAUAAUUUUUAUGGUGUUGGUGGUUCCUCUAAUUUGAGUAGUAUAGGGAAAAGGUCUAGAGAAUGGAAUUUGAAUGAUUGGAGAUGGGAUGGUGAUUUGUUCAUAGCUAGCCGUGUGAAUCCGGUGCCAGCGGAUAGUCUGAGAGUGGGACAGCAAUUUUUUCCUCUUGGGUCUGGGAUCUCGGUAGCCGGGGGUUCCUCCAACACCUCUUCUUCAUGCUCUGAGGAAGGAGAUCUUGAGAAUCCCAAAAGAAACAAAGAAGGGGAGAGGAAAAGGAGAGUUAUUGUUCUGGAAGAUGAUGGUUUGAAUGAGGAAACUGGUGCUCUUAGCCUAAAUCUUGCAGGACAUGCUUCACCGGUGGUGGAAAGGGAGAUUACAAGCUGGGAUGGUAUAAAUGGAAAGAAAAGCAAAGUAGCUGGAGGUACUUCGAGUCGAGCUGUUUGUCAGGUUAAAGAUUGUGGUGCAGAUCUGAGCAGAGGUAAGGAUUAUCACAGACGUCAUAAAGUUUGUGAGAUGCAUUCUAAGGCUAGUAGAGCACUUGUGGGGAAUGCAAUGCAGAGGUUUUGUCAACAGUGUAGUAGGUUUCACAUGCUUCAAGAGUUCGAUGAAGGAAAGAGAAGCUGUCGAAGACGCUUGGCUGGCCAUAAUAAACGGAGAAGGAAAACAAAUACUGAAGUUGUUCCUAAUGGAAGUCCAACAAAUGAUGAUCAGACCAGUAGUUAUCUCUUGAUAAGUUUAUUGAAGAUACUUUCAAAUAUGCAUUCUGACAGGUCAGAUCAGCCUACAGAUCAGGAUCUUCUAACUCAUCUUCUAAGGAGUCUUGCUAGUCAGAAUGAUGAGCAAGGGAGCAAGAACUUGUCAAACCUUUUGCAUGAACAAGAGAUUUUGUUGAGAGAAGGGGAUUCUUCUAGGAAGUCAGAGAUGGUGUCAGCUUUAUUCUCCAAUGGUUCUCAAGGCUCUCCAACUGUUAUAGCACAAAACCAAAUAUCUAGGAAUAAAAUGCAACAAGAAAUGAUGCAUACUCAUGAUGUUAGGACCGUUGAUCAUCACCUCGUAUCUUCAAUAAAGCCCAGCAUUUCAAACAGUCCUCCUAUUUACUCAGAAAUCAGAGAUAGUAGUGCACAAAUAAAGAUGAAUAAUUUUGAUUUGAAUGACAUAUACAUUGACUCAGAUGAUGGCAUGGAAGAUAUAGAAAUAUUGCCAGUCUCUACAAAUAUUGGCACUAGCUCUGUUGAUUACCCAUGGACACAACAAGAUUCUCAUCAGUCAAGUCCACCUCAAACAAGUGGAAAUUCAGAUUCUGCAUCUGCCCAGUCCCCUUCUAGUUCUAGUGGAGAAGCUCAGAGUCGUACAGACCGGAUUGUUUUUAAACUCUUUGGUAAAGAGCCAAAUGAAUUUCCUCUUGUACUUAGAGCACAGAUUCUUGAUUGGUUAUCCCACAGUCCUAGCGACAUCGAGAGCUACAUACGACCUGGUUGUAUUGUUUUGACUAUCUAUUUGCGUCAGGCUGAGGCUGUGUGGGACGAUCUGUGCUGUGAUCUGACUUCCAGUUUGAGUAAGCUGCUGGAUGUCUCAGAUAAUACAUUUUGGAGAACUGGAUGGGUUCAUUUCAGGGUGCAGCAUCAAAUGGCAUUCAUUUUCAAUGGUCAAGUUGUAAUAGAUACAUCGCUACCUUUUAGAAGCAACAAUUAUAGUAAGAUUUUGACUGUUAGUCCAAUUGCUGUACCAGCAUCAAAGAGAGCUCAAUUUUCUGUUAAAGGUGUAAACCUAAUGCGCCCUGCCACAAGGUUAAUGUGUGCUUUAGAAGGAAACUAUCUGGUGUGUGAAGAUGCUCAUGAGUCAACAGAUCAAAACUCCAAGGAGCUUGAUGCACUUCAGUGCAUUCAAUUUUCAUGUUCGGUCCCUGUGACGAAUGGAAGAGGAUUUAUUGAGAUUGAGGACCAGGGCUUGAGUAGCAGCUUCUUUCCUUUCAUAGUGGCAGAGGAGGAUGUUUGCUCAGAGAUUCGUGUGCUUGAGCCUUUACUUGAACUAAGUGAAACUGAUCCAGAUAUUGAAGGGACUGGAAAAAUUAAAGCCAAAAGUCAAGCUAUGGAUUUCAUUCAUGAAAUGGGAUGGCUUCUUCACAGAAGUCAAUUGAAAUAUAGGAUGGUUCACUUGAACUCUGAUGUAGAUCUCUUUCCAUUAGAACGGUUCACGUGGCUUAUGGAGUUUUCCAUGGACCAUGAUUGGUGUGCAGUGGUGAAAAAACUGUUGAAUGUACUGCUUGAUGAAACUGUGAACAAAGGAAAUCACCCUACCCUGUAUCAAGCACUUACAGAAAUGGGCCUCCUUCACAGAGCCGUAAGGAGAAAUAGCAAGCAGUUAGUGGAGUUGCUCUUGAGAUAUGUUCCUAAAAAUACAUCUGAAGAACUAAGACCCGAAGUCAAGGCACUAGGUGAUGGAGAUACUCUUAGCUUCUUGUUUAGACCUAAUGCUGUUGGUCCUGCUGGUUUGACACCACUCCAUAUAGCGGCAGGAAAAGAUGGUUCUGAGGAUGUACUGGAUGCUCUUACUAAUGAUCCUAGCAUGGUGGGAAUUGAAGCAUGGAAGAAUGCCCGUGACAGCACAGGCUCCACACCUGAGGAUUAUGCACGAUUACGCGGCCAUUAUACUUAUAUUCACUUAGUGCAGAAAAAAAUUAACAAGAGACAAGGAGGAGCUCACGUGGUAGUUGAGAUUCCAAGCAAUCAGACAGAGUGCAAUACAAAUAAGAAACAGAAGCAAAUUGAGUCUCUCACUGGAUUUGAGAUUGGAAAAGCUGAAGUAAAACGUGGCCAAGGGCACUGUAAACUUUGUGAUACUAAAAUUUCUUGUAGAACUGCAGUAGGGAGGUCUAUGGUAUACAGACCUGCAAUGCUCUCUAUGGUGGCCAUAGCAGCAGUCUGUGUUUGUGUGGCUCUUCUAUUCAAAAGCUCACCUGAAGUUCUAUACAUGUUCCGUCCUUUCAGAUGGGAAUCAUUGGAUUUUGGGACAAGUUAAGGUUUCAUUGAUUUGCAACUAAUAAAACUUGAUAGGUCAUGUAUGGAUGUGUUCAUAAACUAAAUGACCGAGAUUUAGGACUGGUUCUUUUCUUUGUAUUGAGUAAAUUGUGCAAAUAUUAUUUACAUACUCCUAUUUAUUAUCCUUCUAUGGACAUACUUGUAAAAUGAAUGUGAAAAACUCUGUUGUUAAAACUCAAUUUGUUAGAUCCUUCGUAAUUUAAGUGUAAUAUUUGAAUGGAAUAAUCAGUAGAAUACUUGUCUAACCAAAUUCAUUAAUAAUUAAAUCUCCAAUACAUAUUGAAACAGUACUAUUUAGGAGAAUAACAAUACAUGUAGUCAGUUAUCGCUAUCUACAUGAGCUUUUUUACCUUAAAACUUCCACCGAAGAGUUGUAAAAGUAAAAAAGAUUAGAAAUAUUGUUAUAACUAAGAAAAUUAAGUAAAGAGUGAUGUUUUACCUUGAUUCUGAGCAUCAACAAAAUGAUUGUGAUGCACAAGAUUAUGAUAGAAAUCUUUCAAAUAUUUGAUUGUAGUGGAGCAAAUCAUUCAAAUAAUUUGAAGGAUGUUUGAUUCUAGUGGUGCUACAAAUAGUAUGAACGUGUCAAUGGGAGAUAAGGAGGAUUAGCAAUAUCAUUAUCAUGAUUUUAGACGAACAUUCAUCUGUCAUAUUUCUACCCACGUCACAAUCUCAUACAAGCCCAAAACGUCAAAAUAAGGAAACUGCGGUGAGCGUGGAUCGAACACGCGACCUUCAGAUCUUCAGUCUGACGCUCUCCCAACUGAGCUAUCCCCGCUUGUUCGAAAAUAUUAAUAGUCAGAUAUACGACUCAUAACUUUCUAGGUCGUGCUUAUCCAUAACAAUCAUCAUCUAUAAUAACAUAACAUUUUUUAUGUUGACCAUUGGAUCUAUUAAUAGAUCUGAACUCUCAAGUUUGAAGAGGAAAUUUCUAAAAUGGGAAGAACCUCUUGUUUCCAGGAUGAAUCAAAGGCUCGAAGAAUCGCGUGAUAUUAUUGCAAAGUUCCCAGAUCGAAUCCCUUUGAUUGUGGAACGGUAUUCGAAAUGCGAUCUACCUGAAUUGGAGAAGAAAAAAUAUCUUGUUCCACGAGACUUGUCUGUUGGGCAUUUCAUUCAUAUUUUGAGUUCCAGACUUAAUUUACCGGCUGGAAAAGCUCUUUUUGUAUUUGUGAAGAAUACUUUACCUCAAACUGCUAGUGUGAUGGACUCUGUUUAUAGAUCAUUCAAGGACGAGGAUGUGUUUCUUUACAUGUAUUAUAGCACUGAGAAAAUCUUUGGAUACUACACAUAAUGAUAAUUAUUAAACUCUCUACACUUGUAAAUAAUGUAAAUAUUCCUUUAUUACAUUCUUAUUUAUGUAGUACCUUCCCAAUGACAUUGAACCAUUUGGGCUAUUAUGAGUUUGAUAAUUCAUGACUAUUGAUGAUCUCUAUGAAAACCGCUUUACUAGCCUUAACAUCUCUGUAUCUUCCUCUCAUAUAGGAAAACACAAUAAGUGUGUAAGGUAUUGCUACGUUCUUGUUGAUUAAUAUGACUAGGAAGUGGUUUUCACUUUC
Lathyrus oleraceus (garden pea) is the source of this 5416-nucleotide messenger RNA. Its product is annotated as squamosa promoter-binding-like protein 1. NCBI's taxonomy places the organism in Eukaryota, Viridiplantae, Streptophyta, Magnoliopsida, Fabales, Fabaceae. The coding region runs from base 799 to 3843 and encodes 1014 amino acids. Gene Ontology annotation, cellular component: nucleus. Gene Ontology annotation, molecular function: DNA binding. The record is from RefSeq and is a predicted model, not a curated record. The transcript is spliced from 15 exons.